GCAUGCUGCAGAGGCAUCAGUGUGUGGUGGCGACGGGCAUUCGACAGAGAUCGGAGACGAUCGACCCUUUUGCUGCGGAGUGCCAAAGAAAGCUGGCCAGCCUAGGGGGCUGGGCAGCUAGCGGUAUCUGCUUGAAGCCCGGGCAGCCCUCUGACGCGGUGAGGGUCACUCAGAGCUUCGUCUUGCCAAAUAGCAGCAGCCGGUUUCCGGUCGCCGUCCUGGAUGGCGUGCUUCCUGGGGACAUGUGCCAGGCUUUGAUUGACGUCCACGAGAAGGUGGGUUUUGAGACGCCGCCCUCGCUCCUUAUGAAAGUAGCCAAGCAGACGAUGAUCGAGGGGGAAGAUGAGGAUGCCGAUCAACUGAUGCAGCUGGCUUACGAACAAGAGAAGAACACCUCACAGCUCGUACAGAUCAAGUCGUCUGACUUUGCAGAUUAUCUUUGGGAGAGGCUACGGCAAUACUUCCCGCCUGAGCUUCCUUACGAUCCGGCUGAAUUCGAAGGCGGCAAGUUGAACUUCGUCAAGCUCCGGGUCGAUGAAGCAAACUCGAAGAUUUACGAGUCUCAAGCUACAGUUGCUCCUGCAGUGGGCCGUUGCGUUCUGUUUCGCCACGACGAGCUGCACGAAGGCGGCGGUGUGCA
Messenger RNA from Symbiodinium pilosum, 640 nucleotides. NCBI's taxonomy places the organism in Eukaryota, Dinophyceae, Suessiales, Symbiodiniaceae. The record is from the annotation of a GenBank genome assembly.